Molecule: messenger RNA, 711 nt
Organism: Helobdella robusta
Lineage: Eukaryota; Metazoa; Annelida; Clitellata; Rhynchobdellida; Glossiphoniidae
Exons: 5
Coding region: 1-711 (236 amino acids)
Source: RefSeq, a predicted model, not a curated record
AUGGCGUCUAGGCGGUUGGUUGUUUCAGAGGUUCUCUGGUAUUUUUUUGAUAAUAAAAUAUUUGGCCCCAAAAUAACCACAAACCUAAUGAACUUUGACAUAUCCAUUGGCGGUAAUAUUAUUAAUAGAGUUCACUUGAUAAAAUUUUUAGGCGUUACUAUGAGCUCUGAUUUAUCAUGGAAAUUAAAUAUUGGCCAUUUAAAUGGAAAUAGCCUUGCCAAAAAAUAUAUUUUUGUGGCUGAUUCAAUAUCGGAAAAAGUUGGCAUAAUGGGCGAUAUCAACAUACAUCUUGAACAUCAAACAGAGGCGCAUGCCAUUCAACUUUCAACAAUGUUUGGUUAUCUUCAACAUGUUCAAACACCAAGGCACAACAAAGGUGGUUUGCUGGACAUCAUCAUCACCAGGUUUGAGUUCAGAGUUCACAACAUCAUCGUCGAUCCGCCAAUCAUAUCUGAUCACAGUUUGAUAUAUGGUUCGCUGGAUAUUGAACUACCUAAGUCAACAAAAAAGUUGGAGAUGGUUGAUCGUCGCACUAGAGAUCACGCUGACCUAAUUCGGCAGAGAUCAGAAUCGUUGAAGAAACAUAAACUGUUUGCUGCAAAAGAACAAGGUUAUUGGGAGUCGUUAAUUGCCUCAAACUCCGGAAAUUCUAAAGUGCUUUGGAGCAUUGUCUCAUCGUUAAUGGGUAAAAAAAACAGGCGCGUCAGAUAG